Molecule: messenger RNA, 1289 nt
Organism: Dicrocoelium dendriticum
Lineage: Eukaryota; Metazoa; Platyhelminthes; Trematoda; Plagiorchiida; Dicrocoeliidae
Source: the annotation of a GenBank genome assembly
ACCUCUUGUGCCUAUACUAGCGUGCUUUUUAUUGGUUGUAUUAACCAGAUGACGAGACCCUGAAAACAAGCUUGUUCGCUACUUUUUGUUUCUGAGGUCGCCUAUAGGCAUGUUUCAUAUCAUUGACAUAAACUACUAUCUGUGAACGGCUUGAGACCAAAAAAUCGGCACACUCGAUGGACUAAGAUAGGGUGGCAAUCAGACACUGCCAGUUAUCAUCAUCGUUUUCCAUGCUUUGAUUCGAAAAGUACCGAAUACCCUCACAGACCUUUUCCACUGAGCUAUACAGUCAGGAAGCACAUUGCGGAGCCACAUAAUCGAUUCCUGCAUUUGCGUUUUGUUACGGAGAGAUCAAAAUGCGAAUCUGAGGAAUCAACGGUUAAUAGCAUCAGUUCUACUUGUAUAAUAUGCCGCAGAAUGAGCAUAUUGAAUUACACAGGAAGCGGCAUGGUUAUAGGUUCGACUAUUUCGAGCGAAGGCGGAAGCGGGAAGCUCGAGAGCCGCACGAGCGUAGUGCCAAAGCGAUGAAGCUCCGCGGAAUAAAGGCCAAACUGGCGAACAAGGAAAGGUUCAAAGAGAAGAUUCGCAUGAAAAAGACUUUACGCAUGCAUGAACUAAAGAAGAUCAAUCAGAAAUCAGGUGAUGCAGGAGGCUUUGGUGAGAAACCAGCCUACCUCCUGGAUCGUGACGAGCAGGUUUCUGCCAAGGUGUUGUCAAAUACUGUCAAACAGAAACGUUCAGAGAAGGCUGGAAAAUGGGAAGUUCCGCUACCGAAAGUUCGCAGUAUUGCAGAAUCGGAAGCAUUCAAAGUUGUACGAACGGGAAAAUCAAGACGAAAAGCUUGGAAACGAAUGGUGACCAAAAUGUGUUUUGUUGGGGAUACCUUCACCCGGAAACCACCCAAGUUUGAGCGAUUUAUCAGACCAAUGGGAUUGCGCGUUCGCAAGGCUAACGUUACUCAUCCGGAGCUAAAGGCUACAUUUCAACUUCCAAUAAUUGGCGUGAAAAAGAAUCCAAGCUCACCAAUGUAUACGAAUCUUGGUGUUGUUACAAAGGGUACAAUAAUCGAAGUCAAUGUGAGUGAUCUCGGUUUAGUAACCCCAGGUGGGAAAGUAGUCUGGGGGAAAUACGCUCAAGUAACCAACAAUCCGGAGAACGAAGGAUGCGUAAACGCGGUGCUGAUCGUGUGACGUGCCCUAGUACUUGUAUAUGCGGUUUACUCCUGUUCAAAAAAUCUACAAUCGGCCGCUAGUACUUUUUUAUUUUUUUGCGGUCGGGAACUUUGGAUU